Molecule: messenger RNA, 1905 nt
Organism: Penicillium olsonii
Lineage: Eukaryota; Fungi; Ascomycota; Eurotiomycetes; Eurotiales; Aspergillaceae
Source: the annotation of a GenBank genome assembly
AUGCUCCAGCCCCCACAUGCUCUCAGAUUCACGCUCCCCUUAGACGCGCUUGUAAUUAAUCACACCACAGAAAAUGUUCCCGCUCCACCGGAGGGCUCUGAUGAAGAGAUGCUAGAUGUAUCUCCAUCUCAUGAAUCGUCCCCAGUAGCCGAAUCCCGCCACUCUUCAGAACAUGAUCCAGACGCCGACAGCACGGCUCAGCGCGACGCCGCGGAUGAGUCUCGCCCUCAAGCCAAAUCUGAUGCCAGAUCAGAGGGUGAAGUGGACGUAGAAGGUGAUGCGCAGACCAAGGUCGAAACAGAGGGAGAGAAAGAUGAAGGAGAAAGUGAGAAGGCCGAGCCUGGGGCUACCCCAGCUACUCCCAUGGUGGAGGAUGAAACGAACGUCGCAACCCCCGCAGAGGACUCAAUCCUCACUGAGGCAGCUCCAACACCCACCCACGGUCCCGGUCGUCCUGGGAUUUACCCCCGUGGAAAGCGUCGCAUUGGUCGCCCCCCAAAGAACCCUCGCCCCAUUGAGUACGAGGCCGACGGCGAAACACCGAUCCGAGUAACUACACCUGCCAAACGUCGCCGAGGCCGCCCUGCCGCCAGCGGAGGCCGGUGGGCGCGCAAUCGUGGUCCCUCUCACCUCACCCAAGUGCCCAUCGACAAGGAAGGAAACAUGAUGGAUGUCAUCAACGACGAGGUCUCAAUCCCCCCCGACCCCAUUGGGGCGACGAAGGUCGAUGAGAAUGGCCAUCUCCAAGGUGGACGCGAGUACCGAGUCCGUACUUUCAAGAUUCUCGGUCGCGGAGAUCGUCUGUACAUGUUGUCGACUGAGCCGGCUCGCUGCAUUGGGUUCCGUGAUUCGUACCUGUUCUUCCAAAAGCACAAAAUGCUCUACAAGAUCAUUAUUGAUGACGACGCCAAGCGCGAUUUGAUCGAGCGCGACCUUAUCCCUCAUUCAUACAAGGGCCGAGCUAUUGGAGUCGUCACCGCACGCUCUGUCUUCCGCGAAUUUGGCUCGAAGAUCAUCGUGGGCGGAAAAAAGAUCACGGAUGACUAUGAUGAAGCCGCUGCUCGUGAGCGGGGUGAUGUUGAAGGCGAGCUUUCCGUGCCCGAGGAUCGAAUCCCCGGCCCCGGAGAAGUCUAUAACAGAAAUCAAUAUGUCGCCUGGCAUGGCGCCAGCAGUGUUUACCACAACAAUGCGCCUUCAGUUCCGCUUGCCGGUGGUAAACCCGUGGAUGGCAAGAAACGUCGCGCUCCAGUCACUGACGAUAACUGGAUGCUUGAGCACGCCCGUGCCGCAAGCAACUACAACCACAAGCUCGCUGAUAUGCGCCGCGUCAACCUGAAUGGUGUUUAUGAUGUGCACACCAACAUCAUGCAAUACCCCAAGAUUAUGCAGCCUACCCACGCUCGCUGGGAACGUGUGCCCCCCGGCCCGGAGCUCGCGACCGCCAUUGGCCUGGCAUCUGAGAUGAACUCACUUAACAUUGAGGCCAAUGGUUCUCCCAACGAAGUCGACACUCAGGCUUUGGAAUCCAAAGAAUCCCAUGAACCUGCCGACGGCGAACCUGAAACAGCCGCGAUUCCUUCUAUCUUCCCGCCCGUUCCUCCCCAGGUCUACAACCGCUAUGUCGUUCAGGAUAUCGCCUAUGAAUCCCCGCAGUACUCGAAUAUGGGAAUUCCAGGCCCGGACGGCGAUGUGCAUGACAUCGGUCCCAAUGGUAUGAUCAGCGUUGCCGACCCUGCACACCCCGAGUUCAUGACGCCCGAGAUCCUCGCACUGCUACCACCCGAGUGCAAAGACUCUCUUGCCGAAGCUUGUGCGCGCGAAGUCGAGUGGAAGUCCAAGUGGCGCACUGAGACCCAAGAUGGGGAGCGCGUUCAACCCACUCAGAGCUACGCCUGGUACCCUUAA